Molecule: messenger RNA, 3267 nt
Organism: Symsagittifera roscoffensis
Lineage: Eukaryota; Metazoa; Xenacoelomorpha; Acoela; Convolutidae
Product: trichohyalin-like
Exons: 2
Coding region: 200-2728 (842 amino acids)
Source: RefSeq, a predicted model, not a curated record
GCGUGCUUCAUGAGUUAAACGCGCACUCUCAUUCAAACAAUACGCAUCGGAAACUGAAAAUUAAAAAUAAAUAAUAAUCGCACAAAAGAAAAGAUUUACAUGAUAGAUAUAUAUAUAAAAAAAUUAUUUUAUACAUUGUUAGUAGAACAUUUACAUUACUGCUCGCCGCGAAAAGUCGGCGCAUAUUUGUAAAAUCAAAAUGGACGGGUCGUACGGCGAUUUGUCAGUGACAAACCCGAUGACGGAAGACGAGGGAACUUUUACCGAAGAGGAGCGAGAGCUGAUUGGCCGAGAAGCUGCAAAGUUGAAACGAGAGUUCGAGGCCGAGCGAAACAAACGUCGAGGCACCCCACAUCAUAACACUUCGUCUCGACACCAAUCACACGUGAAUACGUCUCUUGGACGAACUUCCAUGUACGGGGAUCCACUAGCCGAGGAAACAGAACGAAGUCUAGUGACCUUACGCGACCUCGACAAACAGCUCCAAGAAUCGGUACAUAAAAAACAACAGUCCUUGAAGGAACUUGGUUCAGUUCAAGAUGCCCUGAGGAAAAACAAAAACGAGUUGCGAAAAGCCGAACGAGAGUUGCAAGAGACUACUCGUAAAUUCGAUCACGACCGGGACGAAGUCUUAACUCUGGAGCAGAAGAAGGAUUAUUUGAAAAAAGACUUGCACGAAAUUGAGGAUAAAUUAGCCGACGCUAAGCGACUGUAUAACAAUACUCUGGAAAUGAAUACGAAUGAAAUCUUGGGAAUCAUAGAAGAGCGAGACACGUUGAAACGAAAGCUGAACGAGUCGACUCUCGGAUACAUUGAACGACUCGAGUUCGAACGACAACUCGGUCUGUGCAAGGAGGAGCUAUUCUCGGAACAGAGAUCGAGUAGGAUGCGAAUUGACGCGCUUCAGGAAGAACUAGAACAGGCGCUGCGGAAGGUCGAUGAUGCUGAGGAAGCUAAUAGCGAACUUCACGACAAAUUAUCUUCGGUCGAAAAAGAUUCGAAAGGCAAACAGGUUGCCAGUAGCGAGCUAGCUGACAUGUUCCGACACGAGAUCAAAGAGCUGAAACACCAAAUUGAAGAUCUGAAAAACGCCGAGCGAAAACUAUACGUCGAUCUUCACGAUCGCGACAACAGCAUACAGGAGUUGCAGCACUUGCUGGUUGAAAAGGAAAAGGAAAUAUCUUACGAGCAUGAACAGCGAGCAAAAGCGAUUGCCGAAAAGAAUCACGAGAUCCAAAGUUUGAAAGAUGCAGGCGAACGAGCCCUCAUUGCUGCGAACGAGAGAGGUGAAUGUGACAAAACUGUAGCACUUCGGCAAAAUGACGACAAACACGACGAAGCACGACUCGAACUUCUUCGGAAACAAGAGAUGAAAAUCGCCGACAUCGAAGCGGAUCACAUUCGACAACUGGAGCUGAAAGAUCAGGAAAUUAUGUACUACCAGGAGAAGUUCCGACAGCAAGAAGAGGCGACUCGAGAACUCGGCGAGCGACUUCGGCUCGAGGCUCAAGAGCAAGUUCGCUCGGCAAUCACCCGUGAGAAAGCUCUGUGGGAAGAAGAGCACCAGCGAGUUAUGAAACGAGAGCGAAACAACUGGGAGGACGAGUUGAACCGAACUCAAGCUCGGCUGAACGAAGCGAUUGAAUACGAGAAAGGUCAAACAAGUUCGGCACAGAAAACAAUCAGCAGUCUGCGAAAAGAAAUCGACGAAAUCCGAAGUCAGAACAAAGAGCUUCACCGAGAAGCAACGGACGCGAUGAUGACAUGUCGUGAAGCGGUUCAAGCCGAACACACUGAGCAAAUGAAUACACUGCGACAUCAGCUAACUGACGAGCGAGACAUGGAAGUAAGUCGACUCCAGAGAGACGUCGCCGAGAUCCAAGACGAAUCGGGUCGACUGCGAGCCGAAUUGGAAGCGGCGAGUAACUCGAUUCGCGCAAUGGAAUCGGCAUACGAGCAUCACGAGAAGACAAUUGUCCUGGAAGUGAAUGAUGAAUGCAAGAAAGUUGCUCAUAUAAUCGGAAUCAAACCCCGAAAAGUUAACUUGGAAAGAUAUGAUAAAAAAGCGAGGAGCCUUAGCCCGGGUAAAAGUAUCCAAAGAACACCUAUAACCGACAGUUUAGCAAAUUUGCGAGCCUGUGUUUCGGAGUUAGUGCCUCACGUUCAUGGUUUGAGAGAAACAAUCGACAGCUUGAAAAUGAAACUUCAACACGUCAAAACCGAAAAAGAGCACGAGCUCAAAGCUCUGAAGGAUCACUUUGAAAUCGAGAAAGAAAAAGAUGUCGAAUCAGAGCGUGAAAAAGUGGCUAGAUCGCACAGACAGGAACUGCAAGAUAUGCAGGAGGCUCUGAGCAAAGAAACUGAACUAGAAGCAAGUCUCCGACAAUCACUGCGGGAGAAAGAACUCGAGAUCCGAGAGCUGAAAAGUGGGAUGACUCGCUGGAAGGAAGAUACCGCUUCCAAAGUCGCUAAGGAAGUCGAGUGUUCCCUUGAAAGGAGGUUUAGAGACGACUACCAGCAUAGCAAAGAAGAGUUUCUGAACCAGCAGAAGCUAAUUAUCCGAAUGGAGGACCAAAUUAGUCGGCUCAAAGCCGAACAAGCCCUCGGACAUCCAGGGUCGUCGGACGGAAACAGUGUGAAAUUGCUGCGACAUUUGCAAGAUAGAGUCAGACAGCUGAAACACGAAAACAUGAAAAUGAAGUCCCAUGAUGAGUCAUUUAGGUACUAGCACAGUUUAAAAAUAAAAGUUUUACGAUCUUGUUAGCUAUACCCCUCAUGCUAAAAAUAAAUAAACGUAACCCCUAUAAAGGAAUAAUUCAACGGUUAAGUGUAUACAAAUUAAGUACUUUGUAAAGAAUCCUGGUUUUACAGUCUCACUAAACCAUUCAAAAUGAGAGGGAGGGGGGGGGGGGGUUGUGAUUGUAGAUGACAAGAUCGAAUUGUACUCUUAGCUAAAUAUCCCUCAUUCUCACUUUUUGAUCAAUAAAUCCCACUUUCGAAUAAUACGCAGAACUGAUUGUUGAAGCACUGGAUGUUUGAUUAAAAAAAAGAAUUUAAUGAGAGUGGGAAGGGUGGGAAUGGGGCUGUUGCCUCUAGCUAGCAAAGAGCUUAGAAAGAGAACUGGAUCAAAAAUGUGUUUGCGUAUUGCGUAAUAAAAAUUGAAAUUAACAGCCAUAUUAACUUGUAAAUACCAGGUUUGUUAUGUUGUUUUUAAUAUUUUCAUAUUUUACUACUCACUCAAAUCAUGAAUUUAUAUAGUUUCUUUUA